GUAAUGAACCCUAAAAUCCACAUGGAAUUAACCCAAUAAAAAAAUCCCUAAUUGAUUCGCUUAUAUUAUGAUUUUCUUCCAACAUUUCAAUAGCUGAAAGCCUUGGUUUUGAAGCAGAGAAGAGCAAAAAAAGCUUUUUCAAGCUCUUUUCCUUUUCCCUUCUAAAGGGGGAGAAAGUUGGAAACAAAGAGCCUAAGCUUAUAAUUUGAUGGACACGGGAGGGAAUUCAUUACCGUCGGGACCCGACGGCGUGAAGAGGAAAGUGUCGUAUUUUUACGAUCCGGAGGUCGGCAAUUACUAUUACGGCCAAGGUCAUCCUAUGAAACCUCAUAGAAUCCGAAUGACGCAUGCCCUUUUAGCACACUAUGGAUUGCUUCAAAAUAUGCAAGUUUACAAGCCAUUACCUGCUCGAGAAAGAGACCUUUGCCGUUUCCAUGCCGAUGAUUAUGUGAAUUUUCUUCGCAGUAUAACGCCGGAAACACAGCAAGAUCAGCUCCGGCAGCUUAAGCGGUUUAAUGUCGGUGAGGAUUGUCCGGUUUUUGAUGGCCUUUUCUCGUUUUGUCAAACGUAUGCAGGUGGAUCUGUUGGUGGUGCUGUUAAAUUAAACCAUAAUAUUUGUGAUAUUGCGAUUAAUUGGGCUGGUGGCUUGCAUCAUGCGAAGAAAUGUGAAGCUUCUGGGUUUUGUUAUGUUAAUGAUAUUGUUCUUGCUAUAUUGGAACUUCUUAAGCAGCAUCAGCGUGUUCUAUAUGUUGAUAUCGAUAUCCACCAUGGAGACGGUGUGGAGGAGGCAUUUUAUACAAGUGACAGGGUCAUGACUGUUUCUUUUCAUAAAUUUGGCGAUUAUUUCCCUGGCACGGGGGAUAUACGUGAUAUUGGAUAUUCAAAAGGGAAAUACUAUUCCCUUAAUGUUCCUUUGGAUGAUGGGAUCGAUGACGAGAGUUACCAUUUCUUGUUUAAGCCAAUUAUUGGUAAAGUUAUGGAAGUUUUUAAGCCUGGUGCAGUUGUCCUUCAAUGUGGUGCUGACUCCUUAUCUGGAGAUCGGUUGGGGUGUUUCAAUCUUUCGAUCAAGGGUCAUGCUGAAUGUGUUAAAUUUAUGAGAUCUUUCAAUGUUCCAUUGUUACUAUUAGGUGGUGGUGGUUAUACCAUUCGGAAUGUUGCUCGUUGUUGGUGCUAUGAGACUGGAGUUGCACUCGGAACGGAAGUUGAUGAUCAGCUGCCUCAACAUGAAUAUUAUGAAUAUUUCGGUCCGGAUUAUACACUUCAUGUUGCCCCUAGUAACAUGGAAAACAAGAACACACGCCAAUUACUUGAAGAAAUACGUAAUAAUCUACUCGACAAUCUCUCAAAGCUUCAGCAUGCACCAAGUGUCCAAUUUCAAGAAAGACCACCUGACACUGAGCUUCCCGAGGCCGAUGAAGAUCAAGAUGAUGCAGAUGAAAGAUGGGACCCGGAUUCAGACAUGGAGGUUGAUGAGAAGCGGCCAAUCCCUAGCAGAGUAAAGAGAGAAGCAAUUGAACCCGAGAGAAAAGAUUCGGAGGCUCCGAAAGGCACUGCGGAGCAAGCUAGAGGUUUCGACAACAUGGCAACAAAUGAGACCCUAAGUACAAAGUCUGUAGAUGUCAGGCCUAUGGCUAUCGAUGAACCAACUGUGAAAGUUGAGCAAGAAACAUCGAACAAAGCAUCUGAUCCAAUAUACCCGAAGUCUUAAAUGGAAACCUUUCAAAUAGGUACUGGAUGUAACUUGCAGGUAUUAGCAACACUGUAACAUUAUAGCCCCCCCUUUGUUUGUUGUUCAGUGUAAUCUGUAGAAGCCAUGAAAAACCUAGCUUUCCUUUUAAGUUUUUAUUUGAAGGUAAUCCUGUAUUUUAUUUGAUACUAUAUUUAAUAUUUGCAACAAAUUUAUAUGAACAUGCUAUUAGAAUCUGCUCCAUUUAUAUAUAAGUUCUGUUAUUUUA
This is a messenger RNA of Gossypium raimondii (Peruvian cotton), 1955 nucleotides long. Its product is annotated as histone deacetylase 19. The coding region runs from base 209 to 1708 and encodes 499 amino acids. The record is from RefSeq and is a predicted model, not a curated record. The transcript has 8 exons. NCBI's taxonomy places the organism in Eukaryota, Viridiplantae, Streptophyta, Magnoliopsida, Malvales, Malvaceae. Gene Ontology annotation, molecular function: histone deacetylase activity.